AUGGCAGACACAGAGCAAGCAAAGGCUGCUGUGAAUACAGAUGAAUCAACCACUCAGACUUCAUCUCCCCAGCCAACCACUCCUACUGCCAAUGACGAUGCGUCGUCCACUGCAACAACUUCGUCACUGCCGCCACUGUCACCAACCGAGUUCAAAAUCUACAACCGCUUAGCUGAACAAAUGAAGUACUUUGUAAGCUUGUUCAUAUUUUGCCAUACCUUUGUUUGUUUCACUCUAUUCCCUCACAUACUCAUCUCUCAUUUUCCCUUCUUACCUCUCCAGCACGACCACUUUGUAGGAAUGUGGACAAUCCUCUACACAGCCUGCGUCAACUCCCGCCGCCCCCAAAACAUGUCCCUCAAGCAGUUCCUCGACGAGGGCCUUCGGCUGGUCCGCUACCUCGAGUCUCACCACUCCAUCGAGGAGACCCACCUCUACCCCAUCCUGGCCAAGAAGAUGCCCCAGUUCAAGGCCGGCAAGAGCAACAAGCUGCUGAGGCAGCACGAGCUGAUCCACGAGGGGAUGGACCAGCUGCACGAGUACAUCCUCAUGUGCAAGAGCCGCGAGGUCGACUUGGAGCUGUCGGUCCUCAAGGAAAAGAUGGACACCUGGGGGGAGGUGCUGAUGAAGCAUCUGGAUGACGAGGUCAAGGAGCUGGAGGCGGAGACGAUGAGGAAGUACUGGACGUUAGAGGAGAUGAGGGCGAUUCCUAUCUGA
Messenger RNA from Podospora anserina S mat+, 717 nucleotides. RefSeq lists its product as uncharacterized. Bases 1 to 717 code for a protein of 238 amino acids. The transcript has a single exon. NCBI's taxonomy places the organism in Eukaryota, Fungi, Ascomycota, Sordariomycetes, Sordariales, Podosporaceae. The record is from RefSeq and is a predicted model, not a curated record.